GUGUGCGUCAGCAUCGACGCUAGCGCAGUACCAAGCUCAGAGCUGCCGGCCGGUAACGCGGUCUUGACACCCACGGCGUGGAAGCUACAUCCCGCAUGGCAUGAGGUUCACGACUCCACGUAUUUAUAACAUCCCGUGCUUCCCGUCUUACUGUAUUAAUCUCUUGCUGUAUAUCAUUCGCCAAACCCGCAUCGUCUCAUCAUUGCCAGCCAUUCCACCAUGUCAGACGUCCAUCUACUUGUCUUGAUCCACGGAAUGUGGGGAAAUCCCUCUCAUCUUGCUCAUGUGAAUAAAAUCAUUCGCGAGGUGAAGGGUAAAGUCGAGGAUGGUGACGUUAAGCUUGAAGUUCUUGUCGCUGAAACCAAUAAGGAUGAAUCCACAUAUGACGGAAUCGACUGGGGAGGUGAAAGAGUGGCUGAAGAGAUUCGACAGAAAACCGCGGACCUAGAGAAGGAAGGUCGAAAGGUGACUCGCUUCUCCGUCACCGGUUACAGUCUUGGCGGCCUGGUUGCUCGUUAUGUCAUUGGUGUCCUUCACCAGUCGAAGUUUUUUGAGACGGUGCAACCCGUCAAUUUCAACACUCUAGCUACCCCACAUAUCGGCAUACCUAGAUUCCCUUCGACAUUCUCCUCGAUAUCCGCAUUUCUGGGACCGAAGCUUCUUUCCCGUUCAGGCGAGCAGUUCUUUUGUGUCGACAAAUGGUCACCACGAGGAAGGCCACUGGUGGAGGUCCUUGCUGACCCUGAUCGCAUUUUCUAUCAAGCAUUGAUAUUAUUUCCUAAUAUUAGAAUUUAUGCCAAUGCCAUCAAUGACUUGACUGUGCCAUACGUCACUUCUGGCAUCAGUGCAGAAGACCCCUUUGGCGAUUACGAGAAGAAUGGCAUCAAAAUUGAUUUCCACGAGGAGUACAAGCAUGUCAUCAAAUCUUACUCUGCGGUUCCCUUAUCAUCUGCAACCACGAAAGAGCCACAACGUUGGUAUGAGAGUAUCCGUAACAUGCGCCUGCCAUUACCUCCACGAUUUCAAGCCGAGUUUCCUUUAAACUUGGUUGUUUAUGCCCUCCUACCAAUUCUCUUCCCGACAUUUAUCUGCCUUGCUCUCAUCCGCCUAUCAUUUCAAUCACACCAGUCUCGUGGUCGACUAAGGCAUCUUGAAGCGCAGUCAACCAGAGAAAGACUUAUUCAUAUUAUCGGCAAACUGGAGAGCGAGCUCGAAAGCGCCGCAGUUGAUUUAUAUGAUGACCCUGCUGGCACUCCCAUAGCUACGUCGCGGAUAUCUGGUGCUGACCCUGCUAAUAAAGCCAGCUCCACCAAGCCUACGAAGGGACAAGAAAAGAAAUCGCAAUCAAAGCCCCCUCCAUACCAACCUUUGUUGACACCUGGUCAACUUCAGUGCAUAGAGAAUCUCAACAACAUACCACAGUUGAAGAAAGAGCGAGCUUUCUUUGAAGGUAUACGUAAUUCUCAUGCAGUGAUAGUCUGUCGUGACCCCAAGAUGUUUAAGCACCAUUUAGAGGGCGAGGGCGUGUUACGACACUGGGCGGAUCACUUCAAACUGUAGCUUUUAUUGUGUUUUCGUUGUAUUGUUUACUUACAACUAGAACAUUUACAGAGACGAUAUUACAUAUCGACUUAAUAGAUAGACGCUUUGCAUGUGAUCGGUG
Molecule: messenger RNA, 1663 nt
Organism: Suillus discolor
Lineage: Eukaryota; Fungi; Basidiomycota; Agaricomycetes; Boletales; Suillaceae
Product: putative serine esterase-domain-containing protein
Exons: 6
Coding region: 220-1560 (446 amino acids)
Source: RefSeq, a predicted model, not a curated record